This is a messenger RNA of Bolinopsis microptera, 607 nucleotides long. RefSeq names its product plasminogen-like. Bases 15 to 545 code for a protein of 176 amino acids. The record is from RefSeq and is a predicted model, not a curated record. NCBI's taxonomy places the organism in Eukaryota, Metazoa, Ctenophora, Tentaculata, Lobata, Bolinopsidae. Gene Ontology annotation, molecular function: signaling receptor binding; endopeptidase activity. The transcript is spliced from 5 exons.
UCUGAACAUCUACCAUGAACAUCUUCAACAUCGCGACAUUGACUGUCGUUAUUACAUUUGCAUGUCUAGCUUCCAGUGGAUCUAUGAACAGUGAUAAAGGUGCUCAAACCCGUGAACCACGUGACGGCUGUUCUGAGGAUGUUCCCGCAGUGACUUGUAUCUCGGACCCUUGUCUCACAGCACAGUGUCACAACAAUCCCGAUGCUCGAUGUGAAGUUGAUAAAUGCGGGGAAUGUACGGAGAGGUUCUACGAUGUGACGGGAGCAAUAAUCUUAGACUGCCACGGCCCAGUGUGUGUAGAAGAUGGUGAUAAUGGUUCAUCGUACAAAGGAGAUGUUGCUGCCACGGUAUCAGGACACGUCUGUCAGAGAUGGGACUCUCAAUCACCUAAUGAACACAGCAGAACUCCCGAGAGAUACCCUAAUGCAGGACUGGACGAUAACUACUGCAGGAAUCCAGAUGGUGAAGCAGGACCCUGGUGUUAUAAUGCUGAGGGAACUUCCCCCCGAUGGGAGCUCUGUGAUGUACCUAGAUGUGGUAAGUAGACCCAUUUUUAAAUAUUUUAAACUUAAGCUGGAGAAUUGCCUACGGAACAAAUUAUAUCUUG